Messenger RNA from Hyalella azteca, 7449 nucleotides. RefSeq lists its product as uncharacterized. Bases 155 to 6736 code for a protein of 2193 amino acids. NCBI's taxonomy places the organism in Eukaryota, Metazoa, Arthropoda, Malacostraca, Amphipoda, Hyalellidae. The transcript has 9 exons. Gene Ontology annotation, molecular function: chromatin insulator sequence binding. The record is from RefSeq and is a predicted model, not a curated record. Gene Ontology annotation, biological process: regulation of transcription by RNA polymerase II. Gene Ontology annotation, cellular component: chromosome.
GUAUGUGAAUGAUUCCUCUGCGCACACGCUCACUUUCAGUAAGCAAAAUGUUCGGUGACGUGUGGUGAUGCGACUAAGUUUAACCUAGGUUCUUGUAAAGCACCUUUUAGAUAUAGUUUAUUUCUACAAAUUCACUGUCACAUCAUCCGUAAAGAUGAGUGCGACGGAUGAGAGCGCGUCUCGCAAGCCACAGAGCCACUUCGAACAGCUGGGAUCCGACAGUACAUCAGCAGAAUUCACCAUGACGUAUCGAACCCCGACUUCACGCGGCACUAACCCCGGAUCCUAUGAUUUCCAAGACUUAGAAUAUGAUGGAAUUUCACACCAUUUAAAUUCUGAACAUACAAGAUCUACGGGGACAGUACUAGACGAGGGAGACUGCUAUCUUCUUGGCAUCGAUGAAUCAGAUCUGCUCUCAGAUUUUGCCGCGAUGCCAGGGUCAUCGGCAUCAGACAGCCUGAUGGAACCUCCUAUGAACGCGCCUGUGUCCCCGCACGACGACAUUGGUCGAUCUGACGCUUCAAUUUUUACUAUGAAAAAUCAAGAUUCCUCAGCAAGCAGACAAGAGCUUCUAUCUUUAGGGUCCACUUUAAUUAACUUUGAAGACGUUGCCUCUUUUGGAUACCCUGGUUCAUCGGCAGAAGCAGCACAGGUUGAAAUCACGAGCUCUCAGGUAGGCCCUCUAUCUCUUCAGAUGCAGCAUUGUGGGGCUCUUCAUAGUUCCCUGGAGGAUUUUGUAGUUGGUCCUCCACCGACGUAUGUGGCCGCAGUGUCGUCUUCUUGUAGUGAAAUAUUGCACCACAUUUCAUCGGCAGCUGAAACUUCAAGAUCUUCUAAAUUCAUGGGAAAUGACGAAUGUCGCACUUUAAUGAUCGGUGACCAAAAUAUGACUUCCGUACAAGCUACUUCAUAUGGAAUAGUUACUCCAGUCAUCCAAGCAGUUCCUUCCAAAAAAUAUGAAACGAGCACUAGGCCCAUGAAAGCUCAAAGAUCAAUUAAUAUCAACGAUGAAGAACAUUAUUCGUUGUCUCCUGUCCAUGGACAAAUAUUUUCAUCAAAACGAACUACCCAACCAAAUAGAGAUGUUUCUCUAACAACUGGGGCAACAGUUGCAUCGAAAACACAAACGCAGACUGUAUUAUCGGCAUCACCUUUAGAAUUUUAUUCGACUAAUAUAACUGAAGCCUCAACUCCAGAUCACAGUCAUUGCAUGAAUGAUCUCCCCAUUAUUACAAGUGUUUCAUCAGGUCGGCACACUCCAGACAGCACUGCCAGAGACAGCGCUUUGAUUCGAUCUGGGUCUACUUCUAAGACCAUCGUUACUGAUCCUACGAUAAAAAAACUGCCUACUUUUCCUACUAGUUCAAAGUUUCACGUUAACAAUGCACUCGUGCAAAAUUUAUCCUCGAAUAAAUUAUUAGAAAAUAGUGGACUGUUGCACAACAGGGCCAUGAAGCACCACGAUUUUGCUAAACCAUCAAAUUGUGAGUUGAAAUUUUUUCCAGAAACCGUUGAUAGAAGUUGCUCCAAGAACAAAUUUGUCAACCCUGCAAGUAGGGCAACUGCCAGCCCAGUAAAAACUUCAGGUAGAAUUAUUCCCAUUCCCUCUUUAAGAAACUCAUCCAUGACUGGCUUACAACAUUCAUUAGAAGGGAACUUCGCGAUGCAACAAACUCAGAAUAAUGCGUUCACGACUCGACCAGAUCCCGUGAUAUUAACAACGAGUUGCGUAGCCGCAUCAUCUACUGAAAACCGACUUGGAAACAAUGUCCUGAGACACAAGGAAACAACACCAUCGAAUAAAUCCAGCAUUAAAGGGCAUGGAAAUCGACAAUACUCGGAAUUCUCAGUUUCUCCGCUGUCUCCGGGAGAGUUUCAGCAGAACGUUGCGGUGGCAUCGUCUUCCCCACAAAUUGUGAUACAAAAUACAUCGUCUGAUCUUGCAACAUCUGCUUUAAGUCCGACUCUAUCGCACCAGGUUAAUGACAUCAAUAUGAGGGACGAUGACGAUUUGAUGAACAUGCCGUUCUCUACGUCUUUGGAAGAAGAAUUUGGCGUUUCACAAGGUAUUCUUGGCGAUAACCUCGAAGAAGAAUCUGCUGGUUCAUUGGCAGAUUUACAAGGACUCUCAACAAGCCUAACUUGCCCCGAUAUUUUCACCGCUAAUGGCAUCAAGACUUCAUUUGUCAGGAAUCAUUCAAUAACGCAAAAUUUGCCACAUGGACAUGCUUCGGAAAUGACCCUCACAUUCUCAUCUGCGUUUCUUGAUAACUCAAAUAUGAGUCUUGACAUCAGUAAUUUAUCGGAUGAUGAUAUUUCCGUCAGUAACACAAAUUUAAUGGACGCCCUGGAUAGAAACUUUUCUCCCAGAAAAUCCACGUCGCAACAGCCUGAUCUCACCUUUUCUCAGAUGCUCGACUCGGCAAUAGGCAAAAAGGAAGACGAUAGUUCAACAGCCAACUUGCAGAUUAGCGUUAAUACAAACAAAAUUCCUUCAGUUAUUUCGCAAGAUGUCAAUCUCGCUACAACUUCCCAACGGGAUGAAGAAAUUCUCUCCGGCACUCUUGUGAAACCAAAUCAAAAAGUUCAUCUAGAAUCAAACGCUCUGACCCAGGCGCCUCUCAGGACAUCAAAAACUUCAAUCCGGCGAAAAGAUCCUCACCAAUCAAGUGACACGCUCCUGCAUCAGGUCUGUUACAGGUGCCGUUUCUGUCCAUCCAAGGUGUUCUCUAAUGAACAUGACGCCGAAGAACAUAUGAAGAACGACCAUCCGGACCAUCUUAACGAGGUUGACGAUUCAAACUUGGAAAACCACUAUCACAAACCAAAAAAGGUCAAAGUCUAUUGGCCACGCACGAGUUCAGUAACCGAAAAUUUGCCGAAAUAUAAACUACCAGAAGUUAUGGUUCCGCCGGUAGUUUCUGCUAAUAACUUGAAUCCAGAACCAACUCUGAAGAAUACUGUAGUAACAUCACAUCAAAGUCAUUACAACGAACAAAAAAGUGUUCCUCAAGUCAGCGUUUCGACCCUUAAAAUAAACACAUCAGUUAUUCGAUCUGCGUCAACGCUGUCGCCUUUGCUGAUUCCAGCUGAGCAGCAUAAUAGCUCCAAGAAAAGUGAAGUGAUCCAAAAACAUGUAGAUGCUUCGACUCUGAAUGAAGCGGACACUUUAAACGUUGUUGUGAGUCAGAAAAGUUCUGCAGUAGCCGUUGCCAAAGAUUCCGGUAUCACACGCGCUGUCAAUGACUCACAAGAUGGAGAAACUUUUCAACCAAUUAUUACCUGGACUACAGAUGCUUGUACUUCAACUAAUCUCGAAGAAGUCGACCUGCAAACUAAGCAACGAAGAAAAAAAAGUAUCCCAAAAUCAGGUCGUCCUUUUGCAUCGAAAUCCGUGGGUAUUGCCAAAGUACGAAAGAAAAAUUGCUCCUCGGACGAAACCGCCAAACUCCUUGGAUUCCGCUGUGAUGUUGGAGGAUGCGGACUCCGGCUGACGUCCCAGGAUAAGGUUGAGUACCAUCGUCGAUGUCAUCCUCAGGUUGCGCUGGGCGACGAGGACUACGAAGCUCCGGCCACGUCUGUGGGCCUCAAGUGCCCCGAGUGUCCCAAAACUGCGCAGCAGUGGCGGCUCAUGGCCACGCAUCUCUGGCGGGCGCAUUUCAUUGACAUCGACAUGCACAAGUGCACCGAGUGCGACUUUCGAUGCUACAGCGCAUCUCGUCUGAUGAAGAGCCACAUGCCGAGCCACACCAACAUGCGACCUUUCCUGUGCGAGUCGUGCGGUAAAGUCUUCAAGACUUACAAACACUUGAAGUCUCAUAAAACCAACAGCCACUCCAAACCACUGGAAGCCCAGGAAAAGUUUACUUGCGAAAUUUGCAACAAGAACUUCGUGGAGAAGCGGAUGCUGCAAGGCCACAUUGACGUGCUGCACAACAAAGUGCGCAGGCAUCUGUGCAGCCACUGCGGCAAGGCGUUCGGCUCAAAGACAACUCUAGUCCUUCACAUGAGGACGCAUACAGGGGAGAAGCCGUUUGCCUGCGACCACUGCGACUACCGCACCUCCGACCACAACUCCCUGCGUCGCCACAAGAUGCAGCACAGCAAAGACAAGCGAUACAAGUGUACUUUGUGCUCUUAUUCCAGCAUACAGAGCACCUCGUAUAAAGUCCACCUAUCAGAGAAACACUUCAAUGAAGCUGUUUCCCUGGGGCUGUUGUUUGCAUGCAAUGAAUGCAAGUUCAAAACUGUGAAACAUGACAUGUACCGAUCCCACUUGGCGAACCAACACGGCAUUAUUCUCCCUCCCGACCCUCCUCCAAACCAAGAAGGUUUCUCAUUAACUGUGGUCAAGAAACUUGAAAAGAACAAUGGAGCAGCAGCUGCCGGAACGACACCUUCUGCAGACACGAAAGACGUCUCAACAUCAACAGCUAAUUCUCAGACGUCGCUUACGUUGACAAGCAACCCUAAUUUCACGAUAAAUGUCGCAAAUCCCGUAGAUAAUGGGAAAUUCGAUGGCUCGAUCUUCUGGGGCGAUGGUGCUCCGCCGAUGGUCGUGGACGACGUGGAGUUCAAAAGGAUAAACAGCAUGGAUGACGCAACAUCAUCUACGAAACCGAUGCAAAGAAACGAUCAUAAAUUUAAAAGCAUAAUUGGUGAACGUCCUAAGCUUCCAUCUCAUAAACAAGCAAUGAAGUUGACCGUUGCUGGGCAUGGAGCGGGAAAGUCUAAAGUGAAUAAUGUACAGAAACGAUCUAAUAGAACUCGUGGUAAACAAAUACCAGUACCAGUGAAGCAGGAGAUGGCCGAAUUGUUCGAGAGGAAGUCUGCAGUGGAGGCAGUUGACCGCUUCACUGUGAAACCAACUGAAAAUGUUGGCCUCUUAAUGAAUAAUUCUAACACCAACAUCACUCCGUCACACGUAGUAAAUUUCUCACCUAAAGUAAUUGGUAAUUCUCAAGGAAGUGAACAUAUAUUUUCUCCGUCGUUUGUUCCUUCGAGUGUGCAAUCUAGUUCUCAGAUGGGUAGCGAAACUUCAGAACAAACGUUGUCUCCAUCAUCAAACUCUUCUUCAAGUGUAGCAUCAGCCAGCGCGCCUGUAAUCAUUGGUAGAAUCGAAGUCGAUCAUUUUGGCAACUUAGUUUUGAUCAGCGACGGGAAUUUUGAGAAAGCUAACUUAAAUGGCACAGCAGUUGUCCUACCUCGGAAUCUUGCGCCUCUCGUGACAAGAAAAAAUUCUGAAGAUUCACAGAAAUGUCCUGAGAUGAACUCGCCACAACCAACAUCUAUGAUGACGAAUAUGAAUGACCAUCUCAAUUCAACAUGUACACCGAGAAUGUCCCUGGAAACUACUUCUCGGGGGCCUCAAAGUGUGAUUGUAGAUAGCAUCAACAAACUGCCCACGGCUUCGAGUACAACUUUCAUUGCUGGAGGCCCCGUAUCAACGAAGAUGAGCUCUCGUCCUCCCUUAAUAACGCAGACGAGACCAAUGAUCUUGGUGCCUCCGAUUGUGAAGAAUACAGCAAGGCCACAAAUAUCACCGCAAACGAGCAUCAGCUCUAGGGCCUCGAGCACAUCAACGUCAAAGGCGCAGCAUCUGCUGGCUACGUCCGUCUGUAGUGCAAAAAGUUUGAAAUUCAGCGAGACGAAAACCGUUCAAGCUAACAUGAAUAAAAAUGUUUCAUUCACCAGUCCACGCACCGUCCACUUACCACUGAAUCAACCUAAUGUUGUGAUGUUCACCAACACUCCAGGCAGUGGCAUCAACACAAUUGGUCAUGGCGGGCAAAUGAUCAUUUUGGCUCCGAACGUUACAAGUCCGGCAAACAAAGACGGACUCCACAAAACUACUGAAUCUGCAACGGUGCUGACAGACGUCGGUAUCCAGGAGAUUGCUUCGCGUCCUGCUUCCCGGGUUGUCUAUUCAACCACACUGGCGCAAACUCAGCUGCUACAACACAAUCGCACUAAGAUGCAGCGACCACAAGUAUCACACCAGCAACAACCGCAGCAAGCAUCAUUACAGCAACAACCACAAAAAGUUGUUUUUCAGCAAUUGCAGCUACAGCCUCAACAAGUUGUAUUGCAACAACCACCGCAGCAAGUUUCCUUGCACCCAUCUCCGGCACAGGCUACGUUGCAACGAACGCCGCAACAAGUUUCGUUUCAUCGACAACUGCCAAAACCCCAAGUGACACUCAGACAGCAGCCACAGCUAAACUUGCAGCAGUCAGGAAUGCAACAUCAGAACUUUAUAUCGAUUCCAGCGGAUCCCAAAGGCAAAGUUCAAUUACUAAGUCAACAAUCUCCAACCUUGCUGCAAGUUCGUGUGCAACAGGCGCCCCUAGCGCAACAGAUCAAACAGCCGUCAACAGCGCCGCACCAGAUGCAACACGCACCACGGCUGCAGCUACAACGAAACACGUUGCGGCAGCAACAAACACAACCCAGAGAGAGUCUACAACCUAGUUCAUCCUGUACGAAGCCAGGCGAAGUCAUCGGUGCAUCUCAAGCAGACUUCACCAGUGUUCUCGUCACCACCACAUCAACGCGUGCUAGUAACGUCUCAAAUCAGACCACCGCAACCACUGCGUUGUCUGAGGACUCGGCCAUGAAUGGCGAAGCACCCGAGAAGAGGGCCACAAGAAGCGUGUUACAGCCCGGCACCAUCUUCUUCAGUGAUGUACCGUUGCCUUAUAAAUUACCGGCAUCAAUCGGGCAUCGCAAGUCUUGAGGUUAAUUUACAAAUUUUUGUUGUUGCUGAACACUAUUAUUUCUAUUAUUAAUCACGGGAACCGCCGAAAAUUACCUGAGCAAGCACUGCGCACGACACUACAAAACAAGCCAAAGACUGCAUCGCUUCCUUCAAUACUUGGUUACUUUGAUUUGUGCCAAUACAUGGAUGACGCAAGCUCUUAGCUUCACUUGACGCAAGUAUCUAUUGGUUUGUAUCCCUUACGAUGGCCAAUAAUAAUCUGUAUAUUCAUUUCUAAUCGAUGCGAGAAUCGUUUAGUUUACCUGAAGCGUUAUGUCAUAAUGUAUAUUUAUUAAUAUAAAUUGACUACAUGAAACCUCCAAGUUGUGGGACUUUCAAAUCUUGCCGUACGUGAAUAACAAUGAUGCUUUUUGAACGGAGUUUUUCCGUAUAAAACAGAAGUGACUACUCUUAGGCAAAGCAAGCACCAUAGCUGUUGUGGCUUCAAGGAUCUUCUCCAUUUACAAUUUGUUCUGAAAUGAACGGAAGUAACAAGAAAGCAUUUAUAAACUACUGGCCUAUAGAGGUAGUAUGCGCAAUGGAUGCAUGCAUUUCCUAUACCGAUCAGGUACCCCCCAUCUAUAUUGUGGUGCAGUUUUGUGGCUGUGAUACUACGUACCUCUCUGUAAGAAGUAGUCAUCAUUUUUCUCUUUACACAAGGUAUAUUUUCCUAAUAAAAUUAGUCUUCCGCU